This is a messenger RNA of Eubalaena glacialis (North Atlantic right whale), 891 nucleotides long. It is a transcript of the gene AKAP19, whose product is annotated as chromosome 1 C2orf88 homolog. The coding region runs from base 452 to 739 and encodes 95 amino acids. The transcript is spliced from 2 exons. The record is from RefSeq and is a predicted model, not a curated record. NCBI's taxonomy places the organism in Eukaryota, Metazoa, Chordata, Mammalia, Artiodactyla, Balaenidae. Gene Ontology annotation, molecular function: protein kinase A regulatory subunit binding.
GCGUGGCGGCGGGAGGAGGAGCCCGGAGCGCGGCCGAAGGACACCCCGUCCUCCAAAUGCUGCCACUUGACUAAGCCGGCCGCUGGCGAGAAGGCGGCGCCGCUGCCCUUGCAGCUGGACCGCACUCCGCUUUGGCCCGGGCCUCAGCUCGUCGCCCGCCCAGACGCCGACCCACCGCGGGGCAGCGCCAGCCCGGGAGCUGCAGGAGCGCCGGAUGCCUGCUCGGUCCCCGCCGCCGUCCAGACGCCCGAGGGGCGCGCAGCUGCCCGCCGACGUGUCGAAUAAACACUACAUGUGAAGAUUGGUGAAAGGGAACAUUGAUUUCUGAAGUAGCCUGGAGAGGAAAAGCACUGCUCAAUAUCAAGUGGACAAAUGCUUGGUGUUUUCCAAAGAUGCUGUUGAAGUAGUCUUUGCUACUGCUUUCCUUCACUCAGUCAAAGCUCUUCAUAACAUGGGCUGCAUGAAAUCAAAGCAAACUUUCCCAUUUCCCACCACACUCGAGAGUGAGAAGAGGCAUGAGAGUGAAGAAAACUUUAUGCCUGAAGAGAGAUUUCAACUCAGGAUGCCUUCUCUAGUUAAUGUCAAAGAGGAAGUGAAGGAACCCCUAGGGCCUGAAAUUGUGGUCUUUGAAUUUGCACACCGCCUGUCCCAGGAAAUCUUGAGUGAUGCCUUGCAGCAGUGGGCUGGCAACCACCUCAAGUACUAUGACAUCCCAUAUAUUGAGAGUGAGGGGCCUUGACGCUGUGUGUAGGAUGAUGACACUUUCUCAAACUGUGGAUAAAGUUGGUGCUAGUUUAAAUACAUGAAACAAUAGCAAAAACUGGUGUGAAUAAAUACAAAUAACUCCAUCUGGGUGUAAAGAAAAAUAUUUCGAUAGCCAUCAAGAGUCUA